This is a messenger RNA of Glycine soja, 559 nucleotides long. RefSeq lists its product as uncharacterized. NCBI's taxonomy places the organism in Eukaryota, Viridiplantae, Streptophyta, Magnoliopsida, Fabales, Fabaceae. The transcript is spliced from 4 exons. The record is from RefSeq and is a predicted model, not a curated record. The coding region runs from base 230 to 559 and encodes 109 amino acids.
UAAAUUAAGUUGGCUGGCUCACCAUUUUGCCCAAAUAAAUAAUGACGACGACGAAGAACAAGUACGAAGGUUUGCCCGUGCAUGGAUAUUGAGAUUCAUUGGAGGUGUCUUGUUCGUUGAUAAAAGCAGUAACAAAGUUUCGCUAAGAUACCUUCAAUUUUUACGUGACUUUGAAGAAUGUGGCAGAUAUGCAUGGGGAGUUGCCAUACUUGGUUUUCUAUCCAGAGAGAUGUGCAAUGCCACCGAUUAUAAAACUAAAUCAAUUGGAGGUAUGUGCAUCUUACUACAAAUGUGGGCAUGGGAACGAUGUCCAACCUUGGCUCCAAAGAGGACUCCUUCCCAAGUAGAAAAUACACCACUGGGGCAUAGGUGGCUGCGACGUGGAAACCAACAUAUCGGCAAUGAUGAUGUGAGAGUUUUUCGUCGCAAGUUAGAUAUUAUGAAACGUCAUGAGUUUGUGUGGGAGCCGUACCCAUCAACCGUAAUAUCACUGUUGCCUCCCGUUUGUUUAGUCGGAAGUUUCGCGUGGUACGCGGUGAGUCUCCUUCACAACCCUUAA